Messenger RNA from Ascochyta rabiei, 1824 nucleotides. Its product is annotated as Lysine--tRNA ligase. The transcript is spliced from 8 exons. Gene Ontology annotation, cellular component: cytosol; cytoplasm. Gene Ontology annotation, molecular function: lysine-tRNA ligase activity; tRNA binding; ATP binding. Gene Ontology annotation, biological process: lysyl-tRNA aminoacylation. The record is from RefSeq and is a predicted model, not a curated record. Lineage: Eukaryota; Fungi; Ascomycota; Dothideomycetes; Pleosporales; Didymellaceae. The coding region runs from base 1 to 1824 and encodes 607 amino acids.
AUGGCCGACACCAACCCCCCUGCGCAGCCUGCUGCUGCUGCCGAGAGCGCAGAGAACCUUCACACCGACCCCGUGACCGGUGAAAAGAUCUCCAAGAGCGAGCUCAAGCGUCGCCAGAAGCAGCGCGAGGUUGAGAAGAAGAAGGCCGAGAAGGCCGAGAAGAACGCAAACCUCCCGGAGCGUCCCAAGAAGGAAGGAAAGAAGGAGGAGGUCGAGCUGAACCCGAAUCAGUACUUCGAGAUUCGAAGCAAUCGCAUCAAUGCCCUACGAGCCUCCAAGGACCCCAACCCCUACCCCCACAAGUUCCACACCAACACUAGGAUACACGAAUUCGUGGAGCAGCACAAGGGUCUUACUCGUGGAGAAGAGCUGAAGGAUGGGCCUGAGAUCCGCAUCGGUCUGCGCGUCAUGGCCAUUCGCUCCAGCUCCAGCUCGCUCCGCUUCUACGUCGGAAAGGCCGAGGGUGUCACGAUCCAGGUCAUGUGCCAAUUGCAGAACGCAAAGGGUGAUGUUCCUUUCGAGAAGCAGCACGAGAACAUUCAGCGUGGAGACAUCAUCGGCGUGGUGGGAUACGCAGGCCGCACAGCUCCCAAGAAGGGCGGAGACGGCGAACUCAGUGUCUUCGCUCAGGAGGUCAUCUUGCUCACUCCCUGUUUAAGGAUGUUGCCAACCGAGCAUUUCGGAUACAAGGACCAGGAGCAACGCCACCGCAACCGUUUCCUCGAUCUCAUCAUGAACGACUCGACCCGCGAGACCUUCAUCACCCGCUCCAAGAUCGUCAAGUACAUCCGCCAAUAUCUUGACGAGCGCGACUUCCUCGAAGUCCAGACACCUAUGAUGAACAAGAUUGCUGGAGGUGCCACCGCACGCCCAUUCAAGACACAUCACAACGAGCUGGAUAUGGAGCUCUUCCUCCGUAUUGCGCCUGAGCUGUACCUGAAGGAGCUUGUCGUUGGUGGUCUUGACAGAGUCUACGAGAUCGGUCGCCAGUUCCGUAACGAAGGAAUUGACCUCACUCACAACCCGGAAUUCACGACGGUGGAAUUCUACAUGGCUUACGCUGAUUACGAGGACGUUCUGCAGAUGACCGAGGAGCUUGUUAGUGAGCUUGUUUUUAAGGUCAAGGGCAGCUAUGAAACCGUCUACCACACACAGAGCGGAGAGGAGUACAAGGUCAACUGGGCAAGGCCAUGGAGGAGGGUCAACAUGAUUCCCGCUCUCGAGGAGGCCACUGGCGAGAAGUUCCCUCCCUCGAACGAGCUACACACCACAGAGACCAACGAGUUCCUCAAGAAGGUGCUCCAGAAGAUGAAGGUCCAAUGCUCAGAACCCCGCACCAACGCCAGGAUGAUCGACAAGCUUGUCGGCGAGUACAUCGAAGAGACUGCCAUCAACCCUACCUUUAUCGUCGGACAUCCGGAGGUUAUGUCGCCGCUCGCCAAGUACCACCGUGACUCUCCCGGUCUCUGUGAGCGUUUCGAGGCCUUCGUCUGCAAGAAGGAAAUUUGCAACGCCUACACCGAGUUGAACGAUCCUUUCGACCAGCGCCUGCGAUUUGAGGAGCAGGCCAACCAAAAGGAUCAGGGUGACGAUGAGGCACAGCUCAUCGACGAAACCUUCUGCCAGGCGCUAGAGUUCGGACUCCCUCCAACCGGCGGUUGGGGCCUGGGCGUCGACAGACUGGUGAUGUUCUUGACCGACCAUUACUCGAUCAAGGAAGUUCUGACCUUCCCCUUCAUGAAGGACGUCGAAGACACAAAGAAGACUGCAGCUGAGGUUGUUGAUGUUACGCCCAAGGCUGAGGAAGGCAUCUUCCACAAGUAA